Messenger RNA from Symbiodinium sp. CCMP2592, 1704 nucleotides. NCBI's taxonomy places the organism in Eukaryota, Dinophyceae, Suessiales, Symbiodiniaceae. The record is from the annotation of a GenBank genome assembly.
AUGGCAACCUGCGCCUUUGCCUACCCGACAAGACAGAAGCAUGCAGGGGACUCUGGGCGAUUCAGGUCAGAGGCAAAUGAGGGUCGCACUCCGUGGAGCUUUUUGGACCAGGCGGGCGACGGUUGCGACAACGGCAAGGUCGAGCCCUCCUACGUUUGUGAAUACCAGGGGAGGUUGGGCAUCGAGACCGGCUGUGUCGGUGUGGUCGCCGCUGACACCAAUCUCUUCAUUACGUUCACCGCGGACAGCUGCAACGUUGUAUGUGGCGAUGGCAUUCGGCACGUCGUAGCUGGUGAGGAAUGCGACGAUGGAAACUUGAUUGACGGCGACGGUUGCUCAAGGGACUGCCACAUCGAAGCGGGCUUCACAUGUCCGACGCAAGGGUGGCCAUCUGUGCUGCUGACCCCUUGUGUGCCAAUUUGUGGGGAUGGCCUGCGAGUCGGCGACGAGGACUGCGACGACAACAACACAGAGCCUGGUGAUGGCUGCAGUUCGACCUGCGAGGUGGAAAUUGGCUGGUUUUGCAAGCGAGCUGGCACCGGCGUGGGCGUUGAGGUGUGUCGCCAGACCUGCUUGAAUGGCAUCAUUGACCCCGGAGAAGAUUGUGACGAUGCCAACACGUUCAAGAACGACGGGUGUGCCAACUGCAUCCUCGAACCGGGAUGGAGAUGUGAGCCGAUUCAACAUCGCUUCACCAGCACAUCCUCGGGCAGCCUGUGCAUGCCCGUUUGUGGAGAUGGCUUCCGCAUCGAGCUUGGGGCUGCGGCAGAGGAGUGCGACGAUGGGAACAACUUGGCGGGCGACGGCUGCGACCCGGUUUGCCACGUCGAAGUUGGUUGGCACACGAAGGUCCAGGCAAAUUCAAGCAAGCUGCUGCUGGAAUCCAUCUGCGGCGAUGGCCUUGUAUUGGGCAGCGAAGGUUGCGAUGACGGCAACCUGGAUGCUGGGGACGGAUGCAGUACCGCGUGCAAGGUGGAGCCUGGCUUCGCUUGCACUCCUGAAGAUGCCAUGACGAAGCCGGAGGCAGCGGCUGGGCCACCGUUUGCCGCUCAAAACAGGAGCAUUUGUGUGCCUGUGUGCGGUGAUGGCGUGGUCUUGGUCGGCAACGGAGAGGAGUGCGAUGCCUUGAUGGAAAUCGUGUUCCAAAUGAUGGUUGCGCCUCAGUCUCAGAUCCACCCCUCUGCCUGCACAGCAGACGUCCGCAUGUCAAAGACCUACAGACCCACAGACAGGACGAGAAUUGCCGAGUGGAAAGUGGCUAUGCCUGUGGCAUCCAAAGCGGAGGCGCAGCCUGAGCCGCAAUCUGCAGCCAGAGUUUGCAACCGUCUCGGUGGCACCCCUCAAAGCAUGGGCUGUGCUGUGGCAGGUGCUUCGUCGCUGACCCGGUCCGUCUGCACGCCCGUCUGCGGCAGUCUCAGCCUGGGCCAAGCAUGGUGGAGUGAGAGAGGCCAGCCGUGUAAUUGUCGGCGAGGUGGAGAUGGAUUGUUGCGGGCACCAGAAGAGUGCGACGAUGGAAACGAUGGGAAGGGAGAGUGGUGCUUGGAUGCUUGUAGCUUGCGUCCCUGGAAAGUUUCCGAGAUGCCCACUAUGCCUCCGUCACCAGAUGCUUCAUUCUUCCGAAAGUCCCAUGCACCUGUUCUCAACGGUUUGCCGAGGAUGGAUGUGACCAGCUCUGCAAGCUUGAAGAGGCCUCCAGUUUUGUGA